Molecule: messenger RNA, 729 nt
Organism: Urocitellus parryii (Arctic ground squirrel)
Lineage: Eukaryota; Metazoa; Chordata; Mammalia; Rodentia; Sciuridae
Product: methylglutaconyl-CoA hydratase, mitochondrial
Biological process (GO): fatty acid beta-oxidation
Cellular component (GO): mitochondrion
Molecular function (GO): enoyl-CoA hydratase activity
Source: RefSeq, a predicted model, not a curated record
AUGAGAAUCGAAGUGCUUGGAAUAAGUAGAGCUUAUAGCAAAAACUCAUUUAGUAAAAAUCUUAUUAAAAUGUUAUCAAAAGCUGGGGAUGCUUUAAAAUCUGAUAAGAAAGUUUGAACGAUAAUAAUUAGGAGUGAAGUCCCAGAGAUAUUCUGUGUUGGUGCCCCUUCCCUUAAGGAAAGGGCCAAAAUGAAUUCCAGUGAAGUUGGUCCUUUUGUCUCCAAAAUAAGAGCAGAAAUUAAUGACUUUGCCAAUCUGCCAUUGCCAACCACUGCAGCAAUAGAUGGACUUGCACAAGGUGGUGGUCUUAAAUUGGCUCAAGCCUGUGAUACAGGAGUAGCAGCUUCCUCUGCAAAAAUGGGCCUUGUUAAAACAAAGUUGGCAAUUAUUCCUGGUGGAGGGGGAACUCGGUAAUAAUCACAUGCCAUCAGAAUGUCCCUGGCCAAGGAGCUCACCUUCUUUGUGGGAGUCUUUGAUGGCCAGGGACAGAACCAGGAGGCGGAUGCUAUCUACAGAAAGACUCUGGACCUGGCAAGAGAGUUUCUACCUCAGGAAACUGUUGCAAUGAGAGAGGCAAAAUUAGCAAUUAAUCAAGGAAUGGAAGUUUAUUUAGUAACAGGAUUAGCCAUAGAAUAAGCAUGUUACGCUCAAACCAUUCCAACAAAAGACAAACUUGAAGGUCUUCUUUCUUCUAAAGAGGAAAGGCCCCCUCACUAUAAAGGAAAAUAG